Hydractinia symbiolongicarpus is the source of this 3906-nucleotide messenger RNA. RefSeq lists its product as uncharacterized. Gene Ontology annotation, biological process: cell surface receptor protein tyrosine kinase signaling pathway; positive regulation of kinase activity; multicellular organism development. The transcript is spliced from 23 exons. The record is from RefSeq and is a predicted model, not a curated record. Bases 418 to 3375 code for a protein of 985 amino acids. Gene Ontology annotation, molecular function: ATP binding; transmembrane receptor protein tyrosine kinase activity. Gene Ontology annotation, cellular component: signaling receptor complex. NCBI's taxonomy places the organism in Eukaryota, Metazoa, Cnidaria, Hydrozoa, Anthoathecata, Hydractiniidae.
AUUAAAGCUGAAAAGUUAUAUAAAACGCUUCCCCACCCCUGAGAGUGAAAAAUAAGAACAUCCAUCAGUCACCGACAACGCAUUCAAAUGUGUUUAUGAAAGUUAACAAAUCAUAAAUUUCGGGCCAAUUAAAUUUGCCAUACAAAACAAGCCACACGAAAAAUUGUCUUGCGUAUGUCAUGCUUGCUCCAACUUUUCGUUAGUUUCGCCUACGUCUUGGUUUAGUUAUUUAUUUUUUUCUCUCCUCCAGCGUUCUUCCUCGUGUUUUCAAAUUGUAAUUACCAAUUAAUAACCUUUUUAACUGUUGUCAUUAAAAGACUUUGUAAAGCAAAUGUUACAUCGUCAAGAACAUGACAUCAACAAACCACUCGCUACAUUUUUAAAAAGAUACUAAUUGAUUAAAUAAUUUAUUCGAUCAUGUACAAGUACUGGGUUUUGUUUAUCUGCUUAUAUAUGUGUGAAGUUGAUUCUUCAUUCCUUGGUAUUUGUUCAAACUAUACGAAUCAGGCUAUAUCCGGUACUCGACCCUGGCACAUGUGGGGUCAGUUGUAUUCCUUCUGCAUUCAGUACGAAUCCGCCAGUAGAGAUCAAGGUGCAUCAUUGGACAAAAGUUGCAGCAGCACUGUUUGUAAAAAUUGUGUAUUUGCAUGUCAGCAGCCUUUGCCAUUCAAUGAAACCUUGUGCAGAAAGAAGUGUAAAUCAAGAGCAUGUGACACAGGAUGUCAAUUUUUUUGGAACGUAACAAAUAAUAAUGUUAAUGAUCCAAAAAACAUCCCAAAAGUUAUAAAUACGAAUGUAAUCAUUAGUAACAAAGCGAUCUCAAAUAUUUCAUUCGAAUGGGAAGAAGUAACAUCCGCUGCGUCACCAACAUUUAGUAGUGUAUAUUUAGUCACCCUUUUCUUGAAGUUUAAAAACAACCUGUUUUUUCCAAGAAAGAAUGUACUCGGACUUACAGCACGCAGUCACAUAUUGGUUGGUGUAAGGGAAAUUUGUUCAACUUAUGGUUUUUAUGGAAGGUUCCAAAAUGCAUCUUACACAUUACGCGUCGUUCCAAUCAACUUCAAUGGUUAUUUAUCAAAUAAUUCAAUGGAGGUGACAUUCACAGACAUGCCACGAGCAAGUGCAGUUCGAAGUCUUACUGCCCGUCCAAUAAAAUUGGAUAAGUCGGAUCAACUUUGGUGGAGAAUCAAUUGGCUGUCGCCUUUAGAUCGAGAAUCAAAAUAUCUAAUACAAGAAUUAGAGAUAAAAGGAAAAAUAGUGAAAUGCGACAGAGAUAGCUUUGAAAAAGCAACUGCUGCACCAGCAUCUACACCAGAAACGUUUUCAUAUAAGCCGCUUGAAGCAGACUAUCCUGUAAAUUUUAACUCAUUUUUCAAAGGCGACCCUUUAAAAGGAUGCACCUUGGAAUUUAAGGCAACAACAAAAUAUGGAUCAUGUUUAUUGGGUAAAUCUAUUACACACACAGUCAUGUACGAAGGUUGUCACCAACUUCAACAAAACCCUUGUCCAGUAGCUAUCACUACACCAACAACGACCACACCAACAACGACCACACGACCUACAGACCAACCACUGCUAAGCAAGUGGAUAGAAAUCACAGCAAUGAACAGAAAGUGCUCCAACUACACAGCAGUACAAUGUCCCCCAAAACUCUGUAGAAGUUGCAUACAAGUUGAGUACGAUAUUCUCGUAAAGUGGCGAAAAACAGUGACAGUUACACCCAUAGAGUAUUUUCUGUUAAGAUGGGGUAAAGAAAAAGUGCUGGGUUUUGAGAAUGAGGAAAAUAAAGUAAUCGUGGAGAGGAACAAAACAUCUUACUUAAUCGAAAAAUAUAAAACUAGCACGAAAGACGGAGAUUUUGGCGUCCAUAUAUUUGUUAAAACCAACACAUCGCGCACAGUUAAUAUUCCUGAUAUUGGUUAUGCAAGCAUCGUCUUGCCUGGUCCUGAUGGCAAAAAUGAAACACUUAACAUCACAAUACCGGUAGAGCAAUUAGAGUCACAGAUGGAUAAGAACAAAAAAACUGCUAUAUCAACAGUCGUACCCAUACUUCUUAUCACCGUAAUCGUAAUGUUGGUAUUUUUGGUGAGACGUAAGACUGCUAAAAGAAAGCCUUCUCUGAUGACAAAAGAUAAUAUUGAGUUAUACAUGGAACAAGAUGAAGUAAAAGAAAUGUUUGAUGAAUGGGAGAUUGUCCCGACACACAUUAUGCUUACUGAAAAGAUAGGCGAGGGAGCAUUUGGAACUGUUUUUAGUGCCACUAUAAAUGCGGAUAUCUUUGUGAAAACAAAUUUUGCAAAAAUGAAGGGAGGUGCAACAUUACUUACCCAAAAGGAUCCAGAAGUUGCAGUAAAAUUGUUAAAAGAUGGUUCAACUGAAGAAGAAGAACGCGAUUUUAGAGAAGAAAUGUCUCUCAUGAAAGAGAUUGGCUACCAUAAAAAUAUAGUCAAUCUGAUUGGUUGCAGCACGGUCAACAAACCGUUGGUGCUAGUUGUUGAAUAUAUGAAAGAAGGAGAUCUUUUGAGUUACUUGCGAAGAAAAAGAACCAAGGCGUCACUCAGCGAUAGCAAGUAUUCAGAGGACGAUGGUUGGUCGCUUACUGCUGAACGCGUUUUGUCUUUUGCAUGGCAAAUAGCUGCUGGAAUGGAAUAUCUUGCUUCGAAAAAUCUAGUACAUCGUGAUUUGGCUGCCCGUAAUGUAUUGGUUGGUGAAGACCAGAUAGCUAAAGUUGCCGAUUUUGGAUUAACAAGGGCAGUUAGUAGCGAUUUAAUUUACAUGACCAGUAAAUCCAGAAAGUUACCAGUGAAAUGGAUGUCAGUGGAAGCCAUAUUUGAUCAAGUGUUUACAACUUUCAGUGAUGUAUGGGCUUACGGUGUUGUGCUGUUUGAAGUGGUAACCCUGGGCGGGACACCUUAUCCGGCAGUUAACAACAGAGAAUUAUUGACCAUGUUGAAAUCUGGAUACAGAAUGGAAAAACCAGACAAUUGUGCGGAUGAAAUAUACAAUAUAAUGCUGCAUUGUUGGCAAGAAAACCCGUUGGAACGACCGUCGUUUAGUGAGCUACGAGAACAUCUUGAAGAUAUCAUGUGUAGAAGUGGAAACUACCUAACAUUCGACAUUAACGAAAAUAACACAUAUUACAACGUGUCUUCUUAUGACGAAGACGAGGACGAUAUCGAGUUUGACGAUGAAUUUAUGAAAAAACCCAUUCAAGUUAAAAAAUGGGAAGAAAUAUUCAAAGACAAAAUAUUAUCAAAAAAUAGUCCAAUAUUAUUUGAAAAUGGUGGCCGGUAUACUAAGCGUAACACAGAUUCUAUUGAAAAAGCGUCAAACCCUUAUGUUAAUUCCGGAUUUACUGAUUCUGUGAUGCUAUGAUGUUUUCUUGUGGCUAAUCAUGGAAAGAAGAGUUUUCUUUAGUUUAAUAGCUUUUGAACAUUAAAGUUAAUAUGCGAUCACAUAGAGUCGAAUCAGAGAAUGACUCAGCUGUUUUUUUUUCGAGAAUGCAAGUCUACUACUACCAGGAAGUCUGUUUUGUUUCUUGUUCGUCUGAUUUUAAGUUUAAUGUUACCACAAUUUCAAUCAUUGUCACAUUUUCAGUGAUAAAAAACUGCCAAAACUAGACGUUUGGUCUGAUCACUUUGUCUAGACAACAAAAUAAUCAUAGGGUACCGGCGCACUAUAAAGUUGUCUAGGAUUGGAUUGAGGAUUGAGACAACAAUAGACUCUCUUGAUUAUCUCCCUAUUGCGAACAUGUAUUUUUGUUUCCUGCCUCUGCAUUUUUUCUACGUGUAUCUCGAACCUUUAUUACGAAGUUGAGGGUGCUUUCAACUUCUAACUUGUAAAAUAUAAAAAAAUUGAUAAUGUAAAUUGAUAAAUUUGUAGGAAAAUUGUUAAUAACCAUUUUGA